AAAGAGAGAGAGAGAGAGAGAGAGAGAAAGAAGACCAGGAAAGAUCCCGAAAGGAGGAAGAGGCGGCGAAAAAUCAACUACCUUGCUGGAUUUGCCUUUCUCUGCACACUGCCGAAGACUUGGAUUUCUUUCUUAAAAAGGCUGGUUUUUAGAAGUCCACGUUUGAGCUCUCUCCUUCCUGCUUCCUCCUUGCUGUGGUGGCUGGGAUGCUUCUCACAUGACUUUUUGAAUCUAGACUGGGCUGUUCUCUGUGUUAAACCAAUCAGUUACGACCUUCUAUUAACAGUGUGAAGUGAGGGGGGUCUUCUCCCUCUUUCCUCCUCCUUCUGUGCUCCACCGCCUUCCUUUUUACCCUACCUUGCGGCGGCUCUGCCCCUUACCUUCAUGGAUGACUCAGAGGUGGAGUCGACCGCCAGCAUCUUGGCCUCUGUGAAGGAACAAGAGGCCCAGUUUGAGAAGCUGACCCGGGCGCUAGAAGAAGAACGGCGCCACGUCUCGGCGCAACUGGAGCGCGUCCGGGUCUCACCACAAGAUGCCAACCCACUCAUGGCCAACGGCACCCUCACCCGCCGGCAUCAGAACGGACGGUUUGUGGGCGAUGCUGACCUUGAGCGACAGAAAUUUUCAGAUUUGAAACUAAACGGACCCCAGGAUCACAGUCACCUUCUGUAUAGCACUAUUCCUAGGAUGCAAGAACCAGGGCAGAUUGUGGAAACCUACACUGAGGAGGACCCUGAGGGAGCCAUGUCUGUGGUAUCUGUGGAAACCUCAGAUGAUGGAACCACCCGGCGCACAGAGACCACGGUCAAGAAAGUAGUGAAGACCGUGACAACAAGGACAGUACAGCCAGUCCCCAUGGGACCAGAUGGGCUGCCUGUGGAUGCCUCAUCCGUUUCUAACAACUAUAUCCAGACUCUGGGUCGUGACUUCCGCAAGAAUGGCAAUGGGGGACCUGUUCCUUACGUAGGGCAAGCAGGCACUGCCACCCUUCCCAGGAACUUCCACUACCCCCCUGAUGGGUAUGGCCGCCACUAUGAAGAUGGUUAUCCGGGUGGCAGUGACAACUAUGGCAGUCUGUCCCGGGUGACCCGAAUAGAGGAGCGGUAUAGGCCCAGCAUGGAAGGUUAUCGGGCACCUAGCAGACAGGAUGUCUAUGGGCCUCAGCCCCAGGUUCGGGUAGGUGGAAGCAGUGUGGAUCUUCAUCGCUUUCAUCCAGAGCCCUACGGGUUAGAGGAUGACCAGCGUAGCAUGGGCUAUGAUGACCUGGAUUAUGGUAUGAUGUCUGAUUAUGGCACUGCUCGGCGGACUGGGACACCCUCGGAUCCUCGCCGACGCUUAAGGAGCUACGAAGACAUGAUUGGUGAGGAGGUGCCCCCAGACCAAUACUAUUGGGCUCCUUUGGCCCAACAUGAACGGGGAAGUUUAGCAAGCUUGGAUAGCCUGCGUAAAGGAGGGCCCCCACCCCCCAAUUGGAGGCAGCCAGAGCUACCAGAAGUGAUAGCCAUGCUAGGAUUCCGCUUAGACGCUGUCAAGUCAAAUGCAGCUGCAUACUUGCAACAUCUAUGCUACCGCAACGACAAGGUGAAGACCGAUGUUCGGAAACUCAAAGGCAUCCCAGUACUGGUGGGUUUGCUAGACCACCCCAAAAAGGAAGUGCAUCUCGGAGCCUGUGGAGCUCUCAAGAAUAUCUCUUUUGGGCGUGACCAGGAUAACAAGAUUGCUAUAAAAAACUGUGAUGGUGUUCCUGCCCUGGUGAGAUUGCUGCGGAAGGCUCGGGACAUGGACCUCACUGAAGUCAUUACUGGAACCCUGUGGAAUCUCUCAUCCCAUGACUCAAUCAAAAUGGAAAUUGUGGACCACGCACUGCAUGCCUUGACAGAUGAAGUGAUCAUUCCACAUUCUGGUUGGGAGCGGGAGCCCAGUGAAGACUGUAAGCCCCGCCAUAUUGAGUGGGAGUCGGUGCUCACCAACACAGCUGGCUGCCUUAGGAAUGUCAGCUCAGAGAGGAGUGAGGCUCGAAGAAAACUUCGGGAAUGUGAUGGGUUAGUGGAUGCCCUCAUUUUCAUCGUUCAGGCUGAGAUCGGACAGAAGGAUUCAGAUAGCAAGUUGGUGGAGAAUUGUGUUUGCCUUCUUCGAAAUUUGUCAUAUCAAGUUCACCGGGAGAUCCCACAGGCAGAACGAUACCAAGAGGCACCUCCUAGUGUUGCCAAUAAUGCGGGACCACAUGCUGCCAGUUGCUUUGGGGCCAAGAAGGGCAAAGAUGAGUGGUUCUCCAGAGGGAAAAAGCCCACAGAAGAUCCAGCAAAUGAUACAGUAGAUUUCCCUAAAAGAACUAGUCCUGCUCGAGGCUAUGAGCUUUUGUUUCAGCCAGAAGUGGUUCGGAUAUAUAUCUCACUCCUCAAGGAGAGCAAGACUCCUGCUAUCUUAGAAGCCUCUGCUGGAGCAAUACAGAACUUGUGUGCUGGACGCUGGACCUAUGGUCGUUACAUACGUUCUGCUCUGCGGCAAGAGAAGGCGCUGUCCGCCAUUGCUGACCUCCUGACCAAUGACCAUGAGCGGGUAGUGAAAGCAGCAUCUGGAGCACUAAGAAAUCUAGCUGUGGAUGCUCGAAACAAAGAAUUAAUUGGUAAACAUGCAAUUCCCAACUUGGUAAAAAAUCUGCCAGGAGGGCAACAAAGUUCUUGCCAGAAUUUCUCUGAGGACACCGUGGUCUCUAUUUUGAAUACUAUUAAUGAGGUUAUUGCUGAGAAUUUGGAAGCUGCCAAAAAGCUUCGUGAGACACAGGGGAUUGAGAAGCUGGUGUUGAUCAAUAAAUCAGGGAACCGCUCAGAAAAAGAAGUUCGAGCAGCAGCACUUGUAUUACAGACAAUCUGGGGGUAUAAAGAACUGCGGAAGCCACUGGAAAAGGAAGGAUGGAAGAAAUCAGACUUUCAGGUGAAUCUAAACAAUGCUACUCGAAGUCAGAGCAGUCAUUCGUAUGAUGAUAGCACUCUUCCUCUCAUCGACCGGAACCAGAAAACAGAUAAGAAGCCUGAUCGGGAAGAAAUACAGAUGAGCAAUAUGGGAUCAAACACAAAAUUGUUAGAUAACAGUUAUUCCACUCUGAAUGAGAGAGACCAUAACAGAACACUGGAUCGAUCUGGGGAUCUCGGUGAUAUGGAGCCACUGAAGGGGGCGCCCCUGAUGCAGGACCAUGGUCAGGAAUCUCUGGAGGAAGAGUUGGAUGUGUUGGUUUUGGAUGAUGAGGGGAACCGAGUGUCUUACCCCCUCAUGGUAUGUCCUCUAGCCGCCCGAGGAGCAUCCUCCAGGAAGGAGGCCCAGUGUGCCAGCUGUUUACCAAUCAUGCUCAUCUGAUCAGGCCAGACGCACUAGUCUCGGCCACAUGGGGCUGGGGGUACUGACUGCUUAUGUGAUUAUUUUACCUGUUAAGAGGCUGGGCCAUGCAACUUGGUGAUCUGGUUCUCCAUUGUAUGCUACUAUUCUCCUUCCAGAUUUGCUCAGUUGUCUUUUGGUUCUCCUUAUUUCCAGUGCCAUUAACAUUUCUUUCUCUUUUUUUCCCCUACAGCAGAAGAUUUAGCAGUGCUAUCUCCAUCUGGGCUUAUAAUAUAUGUAUUUUUAUUUUUUGGUGGUGAGAUGGACUGAUGAUUUUUCCCUUUCUUCGCUGGACUAUUGUGCCAACUGCCAGACUGCCUCCUGCCCUUAGCCCUAAGUGACUGCCUUCAACUCCUACCUUCCUCCAAUGAAGUUAAAUCAUUCCUCUGCCCCCCCCUCAAGAUCCCUAUCAUUGCGCCCAAGAAGCCUGACUCAGUUAUAUGCAUAUUUUGAGAAACUGCUGCAGAUUAGCUGUCUUCCCCCUGCACCCCACCCCAGCUCUCCCUGGAACUCUGGGUCUUGUGUGGAGGGAGGGAGAGAAUGGGACUCUUCACUGGAAACUAGGAAGCAUUGGUUACAUGCUCUAUAUGCAGUGUCCAGCAAUCUGAUAAAAUGCUGAUUCAUAUCAAGACUUUUUUUUUUCCUGGUGGGAAAGGGAAUUCUGUUUUGUUUUUCUGGUUUUUUUUUUCCCCCCCCUGGAUGGAGAAUGGAAGUGUGAGCUCUUCCCUGAUGCCUAUUGAAUAUCUUUGAAGCAAAGAAGAUCAACAGCAUAGGCACAUUCCACCUGGCAAGGGCCCUUGAGUAAGUGAAGGCCUCCUAGGACUGAGAUUAAGAAACCUUGCUUUCCUCAUCUCCAGGGCAGAGACCAUCAAGGACCUCCAAACUCCAUCUCUUUUCCAAGCCUCAUGCCAAUCCUGGGCCGUUGCCACCUUUCACGGAGGCUGUUCUUACCUUUCUUCUCCCAUCCUGUGAUCUGUCUGCUAACUUGGCCUGGUCAUUUGCAAGAUGCUGUAGAAAAGAGAACAUGUCAAGGAAGACCUAUGGGGUGAGGAGGAACAGAAAGCUAUUUUCUGGGAAGAAGAACUGCUAGGAGUUGCUAGUAGGAAUGUACAUGAAUCAGUUAGUCUGAAACUUUCAGAAAUCUUUAAGCUGGCAUCCUGCCGCCCUGUUUCUCCUUUUAUUACCCAGUAGUUCUCUCUUUCCCUGCCUAUCCCCUGGAUUGGUUGACUGACUAAAGGACUUGAUGUACAUACUCCUGCCCCCUUGACCCUAAGAAAGGUGGGACUUGCUCCUGGCUUCGCCUCUUCUUUGUGCCUUUGGCCUGGGAUGCAUCUCCCCCUUCCCUUCCAUGUGCCUUUCUUUGCCUCUGCAGUCUCACUCGUCAUGAUUUUGCAAAUUAUAUUUUGUUGCUUUUGUACCCACUGUUGGCCCUAACUAGCAGAAAGGAGAGGUGAGUCUGAGAAUGCCAGAUUCUCCUUUGGGAAUUAGCCUCUAAUUUCAGCCAUAGCAAACUCUUGCUCAGUUGUAUAUGGUCUUUACAAAGAUCUUAUUUUAAUGAAUUUCAAAAUGAGUUUGAAGGAAGGAGUUUUGAGUGGUGCAGCUCUUAAUCUCUAGUUGCCCAGAAUAUCAUUGUGUAGAACCCUAAAGGGGUUCUAGGGAAGUCAUGUCAUUUCCCCAUACUCUGCCUCGUACUGACUCCUUUCAAUUUAGUGUAUUUUAGCAUAUGUGACUAGAGAAAUCAUUUACCGUGCUGGAUAUAUCCUCGUUUCUCUUUAACCCCUCUCCGUAAUCUAAAUGGUCUGGUCAACACAACUGGAAAUCUUUAUCCUUCUCUCUUCCCCUUAGAGAUAGAGGCGAUGGGGUAGGAGAAAAAUACACAAUUCACUAUCAACAUUCCCCUUUCUCUAUACAUUAAAAACCCUGUGCACCCUUCUCUCCAGUUCCCAUUUCUUCCUACUCCUUUCCUGGCAAAAAGAAGCUUUUUCCUCUCUGUGGCCCUAUAAGCUACUGCACAGGGGAAAUUGCCCCCCCACCCCCAUCCAGACUGGCUCCAUUCUUGAUUUCUUAUGUUCUCCUCUGCUCUUUUCCUGGUGCUCUUUUUCUCGGUGGGGCGUGGGUAAUAGUGGGCUUUUGGGGACCUUUAACUUUUAUUUUCUUUGUUUAUAAAAACACUAAACAUUCAAUUCCAGAAAACCAAAAAUCCCACCUUCCCACCGAAUACUACUAAGGAGCUAGUCUUGCUCCAUACCUUUUCUGUUUUUCUUUCUCUUGUAAUGCUUUUAAAAACAAAUGAAUUUUUUUAUAUAAAUAAAGUUUUUAAAGUGUGUA
Suncus etruscus (white-toothed pygmy shrew) is the source of this 5700-nucleotide messenger RNA. It is a transcript of the gene CTNND1, whose product is annotated as catenin delta 1. The coding region runs from base 385 to 3354 and encodes 989 amino acids. Gene Ontology annotation, cellular component: cytoplasm; plasma membrane; adherens junction. The transcript has 20 exons. The record is from RefSeq and is a predicted model, not a curated record. NCBI's taxonomy places the organism in Eukaryota, Metazoa, Chordata, Mammalia, Eulipotyphla, Soricidae. Gene Ontology annotation, molecular function: cadherin binding. Gene Ontology annotation, biological process: cell-cell adhesion; cell-cell junction assembly.